Molecule: messenger RNA, 1236 nt
Organism: Andrographis paniculata
Lineage: Eukaryota; Viridiplantae; Streptophyta; Magnoliopsida; Lamiales; Acanthaceae
Product: zinc finger protein ZAT9-like
Exons: 2
Coding region: 1-1236 (411 amino acids)
Molecular function (GO): DNA-binding transcription factor activity
Source: RefSeq, a predicted model, not a curated record
AUGGAGGAUGGAGCAGGAUCGGAGGGGAAAAUUUUGAUGAAGCUGAAGUUGCCGCAGAAUAUGGCGGUGGAGUCGGAGGUCGCCGGAGAACCGAAGAUGCAUAACUGUCCGCACUGCGAUCGGAGUUUCACCACCGGAAAGGCUCUGGGAGGUCACACGAGCAGCGCGCACGUAAAGUCGGACAAAAAUUACGUCAGGAAGAAGCUGAAACCGAAGAACGGGCGAGAUUCCGAAACGACGGCGCCGGCGACGGAGUUUGUCUGCAAUGAGUGCGAUCGGAGCUUUCCGUCGUUGAAGUCGCUGCACGGACACAUGAGGAGCCAUCCGAAGAGAGAUGAUAGAGGAUUGAAGUCGAAGACCAAGGUUAAGAUUAGUUUUUCUGCAAACCCUAAUUUCUCCAAAUUGGGGAAAAAUUGUGGAGACGACGGCGAGAUCGAAUUAGGAUCAUCAGAAGAUACAGAGGCUCCGUCGAGCAGUACUUCAAGUCAGAAUCCAAAUUUCAAGACGUGGUCAAAGACCGGAAAGCGCGGCCGCGCGGCGUCGCCGCCGCGUAAGGCGGCGGAGUUGGAGGAAGCCGCAGAAGCUUUGGUAAAGCUAAAAACUGAUUACUUCAACGUGCCACCGACCUAUAAGAAGCUGAGGGUUUCUGAAGACAAAUUAAAUCCUCCAUCGCCGCUGAAGACCGAAGCCCUAAUUGAAAUUGGGGUAAAGGAGUCAUCCGCCAUGGCUGAACCAAUCCGCAAGAAAAAAUCGGAUAAGGCAGAAGCAAACCCUAAUCAGAAACACACAUGCGACAUAUGCAAAAAAUCUUUCCCAACACAUCAGGCAUUGGGAGGGCACAUGUCGAGCCACCGGAAAUUCAAGAUCAGCGUCGAGGACAACGCCACCACCUCCGCCGGAAAAUCUGCGGCGGCGAGUCAUGAACACGUUUGCAAGGUUUGCAGGAAAGUCUAUGCAAGUGAGAAGGCAUUGGGAAAGCACGUGAGGAAGUGCCAUGGUGAUGCUGAGAAAGAACAGCAGCAGCAGCAGCAGCAGCAGAAUUCUGACCUGAUUUCGAUGGAGAUGGAGCAGAAAUUGGUGUUGAAUUUUGAUCUGAAUGAGGUUCCUGAAGAAGAAGAAAAAGCAAAGGUUAAGCUAAUGGAUUUGAGUCAAUCUGUUCUUGUUUUUGCUGAUUCCAAGGAUGAUGAUGAUCAUGAUCAUGUAUUGGUAUUUCUGGAACAGUUUGGAUCUAAUUAG